Messenger RNA from Grammomys surdaster, 2094 nucleotides. Its product is annotated as vacuolar protein sorting-associated protein 52 homolog. Gene Ontology annotation, cellular component: GARP complex. Lineage: Eukaryota; Metazoa; Chordata; Mammalia; Rodentia; Muridae. The record is from RefSeq and is a predicted model, not a curated record. Gene Ontology annotation, molecular function: syntaxin binding. The transcript has 18 exons. Gene Ontology annotation, biological process: endocytic recycling; retrograde transport, endosome to Golgi; lysosomal transport.
UGGAUAUCACCUCUGAUGAGUUCAUCUUGGAUGAAGUGGAUGGGUGUGGAUCUUCGACACUAUUCAAAGCAGGUGGAGCUGGAGCUGCAGCAGAUUGAGCAGAAAUCAAUCCGGGACUAUAUCCAAGAGAGUGAAAACAUAGCAUCUCUGCACAAUCAGAUCACAGCCUGUGAUGCCAUCCUGGAGCACAUGGAGCAGAUGCUGGGAGCUUUUCAGAGUGACCUCAGCUCCAUCAGCUCUGAGAUCCAGACCCUUCAGGAACAGUCAGGGGCCAUGAACAUCUGACUUCGUAACCGACAGGCAGUUUGGGGAAAACUUGGGGAACUCAUCGAUGGGCUGGUAGUGCCCUCUGCUCUGGUCACAGCAAUUCUGGAAGCUCCAGUGACAGAGCCCAGGUUCCUGGAGCAGCUACAGGAGCUGGAUGCCAAGGCAGCUGCAGUCAGAGAGCAGGAGGCGAGAGGCACCGCUGCCUGUGCAGAUGUCAGAGGCGUGCUCGACCGGCUCCAGGUCAAGGCAGUGACGAAGAUCCGUGAGUUCAUUCUCCAGAAGACAUACUCCUUCAGAAAGCCGAUGACCAACUAUCAGAUCCCCCAGACAGCCCUGCUGAAGUACAGGUUUUUCUAUCAGUUCCUGCUGGGCAAUGAGCGUGCUACAGCCAAGGAGAUCAGGGACGAGUAUGUAGAGACACUGAGGAAGAUCUACCUGUCGUACUUCCGCUCCUAUGUGGGACGGCUCAUGAAAGUGCAGUAUGAGGAAGUUGCUGAGAAAGAGGAUCUAAUGGGUGUAGAAGACACAGCAAAGAAAGGAUUCUUCUCGAAGCCGUCCCUCCGAAGCAGGAACACCAUCUUUACCCUGGGCACCCGUGGUGCUGUCAUCUCACCGGCCGAGCUCGAGGCCCCCAUCCUGGUGCCCCAUACUGCCCAGCAUGGAGAGCAGAGGUAUCCGUUUGAAGCCCUCUUCCGCAGCCAGCACUAUGCCCUCCUCGACAAUUCUUGCCGUGAAUAUCUUUUCAUCUGUGAAUUUUUCGUCGUCUCUGGCCCAUCUGCACAUGACCUGUUCCACGCUGUCAUGGGCCGCACACUUUCUAUGACACUGAAACACCUGGAGUCCUACCUGGCCGACUGCUACGACGCCAUUGCUGUUUUUCUCUGUUUCCACAUUGUUCUCCGGUUCCGCAGCAUUGCAGCGAAGGGUGACGUCCCUGCCCUGGACAGGUACUGGGGGCAGGUGCUUGCCUUGCUGUGGCCUCGGUUUGAGCUGAUCCUGGAGAUGAAUGUCCAGAGUGUCCGCAGCACUGACCCCCAGCACCUUGGGGGACUGGACACUCAGCCCCACUAUAUCACACUAUGCUAUGCUGAGUUCUCCUCUGCACUUGUCAGCAUCAACCAGACCAUCCCCAAUGAACGCAGGCUGCAGCUCCUGGGACAUCUACAGGUGGAGGUGGAGAAUUUUGUCCUCCGAGUGGCUGCAGAGUUCUCUUCCAGGAAGGAGCAGCUUGUGUUUCUCAUCAACAACUAUGACAUGAUGCUGGGCGUGCUGAUGGAGCGAGCUGCUGACGACAGCAAAGAGGUGGAGAGUUUCCAGCAGCUGCUCAAUGCUCGGACACAGGAGUUCAUCAAAGAGUUGCUGUCUCCCCCUUUCGGGGGUCUGGUGGCCUUUGUGAAGGAGGCUGAAGCCUUGAUUGAGCGUGGGCAGGCUGAGCGGCUCCGAGGGGAGGAAGCCCGAGUCACUCAGCUGAUCCGUGGCUUUGGUAGUUCCUGGAAGGCGUCAGUGGAGUCCCUGAGUCAGGACGUAAUGCGGAGUUUUACCAACUUUCGAAAUGGAACCAGCAUCAUCCAGGGGGCGCUGACCCAGCUGAUCCAGCUGUACCACCGCUUCCACCGGAUGCUGUCCCAGCCCCAGCUCCGCGCGCUCCCUGCCAGGGCCGAGCUCAUCAAUAUCCAUCACCUCAUGGUGGAGCUGAAGAAACACAAGCCGAACUUCUGACUCAGACACACCGGGCCCUAAGCUACCAUGGACUCUGCAGGGCCCACACUGUCACCUGGGAUCCCUUUCCUGUUCCUGUUGUCUCCAAGACUUCCACACACCUCACUC